AAUGAUUUGGUCGCUUACACCAUUUGAAUUUGUUGACAUCGUGACAUCAUGAUCAUGGAGGACAUAAUUUGAAAUAGCUCAACAAGUUUUUCCUAAAUACUUCUGCAAACUUAAGGACUUUAGGCAUCAUUGACAAAAAUGGAUGAUGAUUUGGAGUUCACAGAUGACGAGAUAAGAGAUGAAUUAUCAAAGUUAGGGUACAGAAGCAUCCCUAGUGAGAGACUCCAAGAGUUUAAAAAAGAUUUGAGAGUGCUUAUACAACAUGAGAGAAGCAAAUUAUCAAGAGAUACCAGUCUGUCAUCUCACAUCCAGACAGAUGCUUCAGACUCUUUCCUAGGUCCACCUCACAGGCGCUUAGAGGAGGACUCUCCUCCAGGUUAUAUCUCAAGGGAAAAAGAAAACAGACCACUUAGGUAUGACCAUGGAGAACCUAUCUUUAAAAAGCCCCUCCCUCCUCAACCCAGCCAGGUGCGAGGGGACUUUGCACUGUACGACAGUCACCUUGAUAGUACCAAGGACGAUUUCUCAGGCUCAGAAUGUGGCAGCAGGAUGGUCAAAAGAAAAGUGCUCAGGAAAAAAACUGAUGGGUCCAGAGUCAUAGAUGAAUCCUUCACAGAAAGUGAAUCCGGAAGUGUUCUAGACAUCAAUGAGAGACUGCGGUUGCUGGGGAUCAACACUGACAGACCCAGCACAGCACCUGCUGCUGAGCCACCAUACCGACUUUCUCCAGAUGACCCAAGGCCUGCAUCUGUUAUUUUGAGACCCUCUGAGCAUCCUCACACCAGAAACGUACGCAAGUCAGACCCUGUGGCACGGUACCAACAGUUCCGACAGUCGUGGACUCAUCAGCGAGCCCCAGGAGAAAAGAAACACAACCAGCUGCGCUGGAACAUCCGAGAACAAAUGCUGGCACAGGACCAGGUUGUAGAAAAGAAAUCACAAAGAGUAUUUGUCCCAAACAAAUACAUUGUACCUACAGACAAGCAGAGGAAAUCGCUGAGGUGGCAGAUACGUAUGGACCUCGCUCAGGGACAAAUGCCUGCUCAUGGCUUCUACCAUGAAUACUGAUCUCAAUUAGUCCCACUUGAAAUGCUAUCCUGCUUAUAUAUAUAUUUUAUUUGUGUUUUUCCAUCUCUGUGGAAAAUUAAAUUUCUUUUAAUGUUCAAAAGGAAUUUCAAAAUAUGUAGAGGAUACUAGAAGUAUUAGAGUCUCUUCUAAAACAUGAUGUUUAUGAAGAUACUGGUAUUGUAUAUAGAAAAAGGGGGGAUUUUUAAAUUUGAAUUUGCAUGGUACUUUUACCAUUAUCAUGUACAUACUUGCAUAUAUAUUUAUAAAUGUUGUUAAUAAAACAUCUUCAGUAAU
This is a messenger RNA of Magallana angulata, 1362 nucleotides long. RefSeq names its product centriolar and ciliogenesis-associated protein HYSL1-like. The coding region runs from base 139 to 1068 and encodes 309 amino acids. Gene Ontology annotation, cellular component: non-motile cilium; centriole. Lineage: Eukaryota; Metazoa; Mollusca; Bivalvia; Ostreida; Ostreidae. The transcript is spliced from 10 exons. Gene Ontology annotation, biological process: cilium assembly. The record is from RefSeq and is a predicted model, not a curated record.